Messenger RNA from Megalopta genalis, 3395 nucleotides. It is a transcript of the gene Mgat3, whose product is annotated as beta-1,4-mannosyl-glycoprotein 4-beta-N-acetylglucosaminyltransferase. The record is from RefSeq and is a predicted model, not a curated record. Gene Ontology annotation, molecular function: beta-1,4-mannosylglycoprotein 4-beta-N-acetylglucosaminyltransferase activity. Gene Ontology annotation, cellular component: membrane. Gene Ontology annotation, biological process: N-acetylglucosamine metabolic process. Lineage: Eukaryota; Metazoa; Arthropoda; Insecta; Hymenoptera; Halictidae.
UGUUAUUAUUGUAUUAUUUAUUAAAUAAUAUAAAUUUUAUUUUCUUAUAUUACAAUUUUAUUUCCGCUAUACUACGGUAUUUAUUACUAUUGGCCAACAUUACUUAAAAACUGAAAAGGAACAUAUUCACUUUUCCUGAGAAAAAGUACAGUAAUAUUUACAUUUGUUUAUGCUCAUUUAUGAAACGUAUAAUUAUAUAAAUGACAGAUACAAACCCUGAAAGUACAUGUACAUUUAAAACUUCUUGUACAAGAGUAAAUCCGUACAAAAACAUCAUUUCAUUGAGAAAUGAUAAUGUAAUUAUACAGAAUGCUGUAUAUGCCUUGAUUUCUAACAUGUUCUUCUUCACACGUCGUAGAAGAUCGAAGCGAGAGGAUAUCUUAUAACAAAUGCUAAUAAACUACUAAAAACCUGCAAUAUUAAUGAUCUUUUAAUAAUAUACAAUUUAUAAGGUUGUCAAAAUUGAGCCUUACCUGAAUUAAUAGUAAAAUCAUUGUAAGAGUAGACUCCUUAAGUGGGCCAACUUUGAUUAAUACAAAGUUGAUUAAAGUGAAGUUGUUACAAGUAACAAUAGCUUUUUUAUCUUCUUUCCAUUUCACUAAAUGUAGUUUCGUAAAUAUCCACAUUACGAUUUUACCUAAAGAUUAAUUUUUUAAUUACAGUAAAUACAAAAUACAUUAAAAUAAUUCUCUUUUCAUACCAAUAAAACCAAUCUCAUUUUUGUUGAAUACAGUAUUGCUAGGCUCCAACUUAUCUAUCUCUUUAUUGUAUCUGUGAACAAAUGUAAAGCUGUAAAGAAUCUUUCUUUUCUUUAUUAAUGAAGAAGCUAUUGAUUGAAAAACAUACUUUGGUAAUCUAUGUCUAGGGCACGGUAUAAAAUGGAACAAUUGUGGCACACUGUACAGAAAAUUAAUAAUUUGUGGAAUGAAAAACAACAAAGUUGUUUUGCUGAAGUGCCCAAUAAUGCCGACAACGGCAAACGUCAUUCCUGACAAGUAACAAAAAGUGUCCCCUACGAAUACUUCUGCCGGGCACCUUAAAGAAAGACAAACGUGAUUUCACGUUAUUGCAAAUAUUUUAGAAUCUAUACCUGUGUAAAGUCUUUAGCCUACUUCGAACAUAAUGAUCCUUAAUAAAAAUGACUAAUCUUAUCACACUAAAAUUGUAAUUGAUUCAAUUGCUUGCAACAUAGAUAAUUAGACAGAUGAGAAAUCAUUUAAAAUAACAAUAAUAAUAAAUAAAACGAAGCCUAUCACGUGGCCCUUUUGAUACCACUUUGUUCGAAACGCGUUUCGAUAACAUUUUAUUCGAAAUGUUUUUUUAGUAUAAUGGGUAUGAGUUAUGAGUCACGACGAUUCGAGGUGGUCACGUCAAGUGACUCACCCUGUAGAUGCUCAUAAUGAAUGAGUUAGCGAGGUUUUCAGACGCAUGCGCUUUGAGAGAUGUCGCGAUCGCGCUUGUCGACGGGAUUCGACGAAAGAAGUUGCGUGGGAGAGCAUUCGGGCGUGGUUUUUCAACUGCUGCGCUCCCGUUGGAAGGAGGAGGCUCGACAAGGUAGAUUUGGGUAGAACGGCGGGACCUCUUGAAACGAAAGACUCGCCGCCCUGGACUCCGAAAAUUAUGUGGCGUUAUGAGAAAACCGAUUCAACGAUCAGAAGAACGUCGCAGAUUGGCUAAAAUACAUUGUACAGAGUUGUUAACGUGCGAUCGGAGCCAUUUAAGAAUUAAAUGGCACGUCGGGGAGCGGUGACGUCACGGUUUAAACGUCACGAACCAAAGGUAUUCACCUCGUCGUUAUCCUUCAGGCUAUAUUACAAGUACAUCGACUACACACAUGCUUCCAACUAGAUUCCUUUGGUAACAGAGAUUUUCGAGUCAAAAAAAAGAUCUCAUGGUACAGAAGAUGCACAACUGACAAAUUUGAACAAGGAAGGUAGUGAAAUGCAGCCCCGCCUAGAUGGGAAACUGGCCUUGCUUUACACAUUGUUAGUCUUGCAAGUUCUUAUUGUUAUGAUUUAUGUUGCCACUACUCCGCCUUCUGAACUAACGGUGUCAACAACGCAUACUUCUGUUACAUUUGUGAAAUUCGAUGAGCCACAGGAAGCUCAUGUGCAACAGACCAAUCAUAAAAAGUUUCCAAUCUAUCAGACAAUCAAUGGGGAGGUCAUGCUUCAAGAUGUCAAGACUUACACUCUGUUCGAUGUAUACAAUCAUACAGUUUGUUGGAAAUAUGGAGUGGAUAAUCAGAAGAUGAAAAGUAGUGAAGACUUUCAAAAAUGUAUUUGCACUCAAGGGUGGCAUGGUUCGGAUUGUGGCCAGCCAGAAGUCGUCUGGAGAGCGAUUAUGGCAUCGAAGCAAAACGUUAAGCUAAAACACCGUAGAACAGCUAGACGUAUCAUUCAUACGUUUUUUUUGAACAAAUACAAUUCGGCGGUCGCGGAGGUGAUAGUAGAAGAAUUAUACAACGUAGUAGAUCUUUUUGUAAUCUGUGAUUUCAGUAACGCGGAGGAUAAUUUUCACCAUAAGCUACUCAAAGGAUUAUUGCAGCAGGAACAGAAGAAAAUUUUAUAUAUUAAUAUAGCGUCGAAGGUACACAAGCCGCUAAGGGUAGUAUCCAAAUACAUUUGGGAGAAAAUAAAGACUGUAGUACGAAAUUUAAGAGACGACGAUAUUUAUGUAACGACUGAAUCAGAACAAGUACUAAACUCUAGGGCAUUAAUGUUCCUCAAGGUAUACAACGGUUGGCCUCAACCGAUCGGUUUUAGAUUAAGAUGGUCAGUUUACGGAUUCUUCUGGCAACACCCACUUAAAACAACGAUAACGGUUGGCGCGUGCACGAUCGGAUUGAUGCGGGAAGCUUACCAAUCCAAUCCCAUCAUGCUGCAACAACUGGAAGGAGACUUGAGCGAGAGAGAUAGUCUAGGCCUAGUAAUAGGAGACUUGAAUCAUUAUGGAGGAUGGUAUUGUUAUUUGUGCCAGGCACCAGCGAACAUUAUAACUAGCCUGCAUAACAAAGUGAAAUCCAAUGAGAUUCAAUUAGAAAAAACUAUCGAUGUGCCAUUCAUCGAGGACCUAAUAGGAAGUGGAUUGUGGUUAGAUGGAAAAACUAAUCUCCUAAGAGUCUCUAAAUCACGGGACCUCUAUUUUGCGCCUGAAACAAUUCUUAAUAAUACAUGGAAAUAUGACUGGCUAGUAGAAAAUUUUUAUGCUAAAUUAGACUAUUACUGACAUACUGGUCGCACCCGACUGUGAUAUUAACUCAUACUCAAUACUCAGUGUAAACUAUAUGAUACUGUACUGAAUUUAUAUACUGAAGUAAUAUGUUGAUUAUGAAUUAUAAAUAUUAAAUGAUUUAUACAUAUAAGUUAUACAGAAAUAAAAAAUCUGGAAUUGUC